AUGGGUUGCGCUUCAUCUGAUUCUGCUUCAACAGAUAAUCCCAGAAAAAGAGAACCACAAAAAGAGUUUACAGGAGAAAAGAUUUCAUCAGAGAUCUUUGUCGACUUAAAGGAUGGCAAUAUUUAUGAAGAGUAUGAGGUCAGGUCAACUUUGGGAGAAGGAGCAUUCGGUUGUGUAAAAUUAGUAGCUCAUCGUAAAACAAGUAUUAAUUGAAAUAAACAAAAUAGAAAUGCCAUAUGCUAUGAAAUAGAUGAAGAAAUAAGGAUUAAUUAAGGAGGAUUAAAAGAUCUUAUUUAGUGAAAUGGACAUUUUGAAGUUAAUUGACCAUCCUAAUAUUGUUAAGUUACAUAAACUUUAUUAAGACAAUAUCCAUUAUUAUCUGAUCACUGAGUUAUGUUAGGGUGGAGAACUAUUCGAUAAACUUGCAUCUGAAAAGAACUUUACUGAAAAAAAGGCAGCUGAAAUUAUGAAAUAAGUCUUAUCUGCUGUGACAUAUUGUCAUGAAAGGAAAAUUAUUCAUAGAGAUCUAAAAUUGGAGAAUAUAUUAUUAGAAACUAAAAGUGCUAAUUCAAAUAUUAAAGUUAUUGAUUUUGGCACUUCUCGUAGAGUAUAAGAAGACGAAAAAUUAAAAUUAAAAAUUGGGACUGUAUUUCUAUAUUUUAAUCUUAAGUUAUAUUAUAUGGCUCCUGAAGUUUUUCAAGGUCAAUAUGAUCUAAAAGUAGAUGUUUGGAGUGUUGGUGUAAUUUUAUAUAUUCUUUUAUGUGGAUAUCCUCCUUUUAACGGUGAUGACACAACUAUUAAAAAGAAAAUUUAAAAAGGAACUUUUGAAUUCAACGGUAUUAAUAUAUAUUCUAAUUAAUAGAUACUGAAUGGAGAUCUAUUUCUUAAGAAGCCAAAGAUUUAAUAACUAAAAUGUUAAAACAUGAUCCUUAAUAAAGAAUAACAGCUCAAUAAGCAUUGUAAGAUCCAUGGAUUUAAUCAAAAGCUCCUAAUAAUCCAGUAUAAGUCAAUGCACUCAAUAAUUUAAAAGAUUUUUAUGUAUAAAAUUUAAAGAUAAAAUAUAGAGUACAUCAAAAUUAAAGAAUGCAAUAUAAUUAUUCAUUGUAACACAAGUUACAACAUAUUAAGAAAAGGAAGAAUAAUUAAAAUAAUUUAAAGCCAUGGAUACUGAUGGAAAUGGAACAAUCAGUCCUGAAGAAUUAAAGAAGCAUUAUUCUAAAUUUUAUGGAUAAGAGUAAGCUGAAAAAUUAGUUUAAGAAAUUAUGAAAUAAGUUGAUAUAAACUAAUCAGGAUAGAUUGAUUUUAAUGGUACUUCAUUUAAUUAUGAAUCCUAUUAGAAUUUUUAGUGGCUGCAGCAAAUAAAGAAAAAUUACUUUCUUAAGAAAAACUGAAAUAAGUAUUUUAGAUGUUUGAUAAAGUAAUAAUAAUUAUAAAAAAUUUAGAAUGGUGAUGGUAAAAUUUAAAGAGCUGAACUUUAAUACAUAAUGUCUGGUAUUAAGAUUGAUGAAAUAUAAUGGAAAAAUAUUUUAGAAGAAUGUGAUAAGGAUAAAGAUGGAGAGAUUUCGUUAGAUGAAUUAAUCACUUUAAUGUAAAAACUAAAGUGA
Paramecium pentaurelia is the source of this 1604-nucleotide messenger RNA. The record is from the annotation of a GenBank genome assembly. Lineage: Eukaryota; Ciliophora; Oligohymenophorea; Peniculida; Parameciidae.